Molecule: messenger RNA, 699 nt
Organism: Giardia duodenalis
Lineage: Eukaryota; Fornicata; Diplomonadida; Hexamitidae
Product: GARP-like protein 1
Exons: 1
Coding region: 1-699 (232 amino acids)
Biological process (GO): positive regulation of DNA-templated transcription
Cellular component (GO): nucleus
Molecular function (GO): DNA-binding transcription factor activity; transcription cis-regulatory region binding
Source: RefSeq, a predicted model, not a curated record
AUGCCCGAGUCAAGUGCAAAAAAGGACAAUAGAAUUAGGAAGAGCACUAGCCUUACCAGCAAGAACGUCGCGGUGCGUAUGGCGUACUAUCACAUGAAAGCACAAAAAGCAAAGACUGAUAGACUAGAGAACAGCAGUAUCAUUCCAUCCAAAACAGAGGUAGUCUCCCAAGAGCUAUCCAUCAACAGCCACGAUUCAAGUAUCGCCGUAACCUCCUGUUGUCCAUUGUGUACCCAGUUUGCACGAAAUGGCGUAACUGUCGAACAAGUGGCCCAGUUACUGCACUCACUACGAAAGAUUGUGGCAAUAGUCACGCACACUGAGGAAAGCAUGAUAACCUAUAGUGACAUGAUGAACCAAAGCGUCCUAAUGGAGUUAUUAAACAUAUAUAACAGAAUAGUGCCGCAAAUGUCUCUCGCUCCAGCUAAGACCAAAUUCUCAUGGACAGAGGCGUUCAGGAAGAAGGCAGACGCAGCCAUAUACCAACUCGGAGUCACAAGGGCUACCCCUUCCCGCAUUCUGAACCUAAUUCAGGACGAAUUUCCCAAUCUUACCCGCCAAAACGUGGAGUCCUACCUUCAGAAAAUCCGCAUAAAGAUUAGAAGGGAAGAGAGCCUUUCUUACAUGUCACAAGCCACUGCAGGGUUGAGCGUAACAGAAAGCUCCCCGAGAGAUAGUGAGUUUGAUUUCCCAGAGUAG